Molecule: messenger RNA, 1054 nt
Organism: Arachis ipaensis
Lineage: Eukaryota; Viridiplantae; Streptophyta; Magnoliopsida; Fabales; Fabaceae
Source: RefSeq, a predicted model, not a curated record
GCCGAUCGGAUAAUAUCAUAUCAAGUCAAAUCUUCAGUCUUGAGCGGUGUCUGUGUCAAUGACUAUCAUUUCUUCGUCUUCAUCCUUCUCCCCUAACCUGUUUCUGCAUCUUAACCAUCCUUCGGCUCCCACUGUGAUUGGGCUCGGCCUUAGCCUUAGGCCCAGGCCCAUAACAAAGCCCAAUAUCAAACUGAGGAGGAGGCAUUUGCAGAGGUGCAGGGCAGUGUUCGCUGACGAUGCACCCUUCGCGGCGGCCAUCGGCGCCUGUAUGCUCACUUCUCUGGUAUUCCCCGUAGCUGGUUCCCACGAAGACGAUGAGGAAGGUGAGUCAGCGAUGAACACGAGCGAUACAAGGUUCGCUGUGAUGGGGAUUAUGAGCUUCAUCCCUUACUUUAAUUGGCUCAGUUGGAUCUUCGCCUUGCUCGACACUGGAAACCGACGCUAUGCUGUUUACGCCAUUGUCUACUUGGCUCCUUAUCUGAGGUCAAAUCUAUCAAUCUCCCCUGAAGAUAGCUGGCUUCCUAUUGCUAGCAUUCUGUUCUGCAUCGUUCACAUCCAGUUGGAAGCAAGCAUCAGGAAUGGAGAUAUUCAGGGGUUUCAACUAUUCAGGAAUGUCACAGAUCAAUUCUCAUCAAAGAAAGGCCAUUUGAAUCACCAUCAAGAAAUUUCUAAGCAGGGAAUGGCUAAAGAUAACAAGAACUUGCCAUCUGCCCAAGAUCAUUUGAGAGAUAUUGGGGAUUGGGAAGAUACUCAAAGGCCAUUACAAUCUCAUCAACCCUUGAGUGAGGACUUAAAUGAUGAUGAAGAAGAAGAGAGAAGCAAACACUAACUAGGAAGCGCAUAGAUUUUUAAAUUACCAUUUACCAACUAUGUAUAAACUGAUGCUGGUGCUGUUUAGCUGUUUGAUUAGGAUUGGCGUAAAACUAUUGCAAUCAAUGUCUUGAAGUUGUUCUGUUAUGAACUUAUGAUGCCCCCUCUCUUUAUUUAGUUACAUGUAUUCAUAAUUGACGAUAUGGGUAGUUCUUUUUACUAUGGUAUAUAUGUAUUUGUCAUC